AUGUCAUUUUCUGAUUUUAUUAAGUUCCAAGGGAAGCGCAUUCUACGUGCAGAUGAACCAAUAGUUGAAUACAUUUUUGAAAAGGAUGCUAUUAUUGAAAAAGCUCCCUUCAAAAUGCAACAAUCUGACCGUGUUUCUCUAAUAUUAGAAGGAAUAACCGAUAAUAUUUGGGCAGUUCCGAUUGCAACGGCAAUGUGUUGUUCCGUACAAGAACUUAUUGAUCAUGCAAUUCCCUUAGAUACAAUACGCAAAUUAAGUACAAGUAAACCAAUAGCGAACGUAUCUAAAGGUAAUGAUUUUUUAAAAGUAUCAAAACAAAUUCAUCGUUAUAACCCAGCAGUGGACAAAAAAGAAGAACAAAUUUGUUUUAAUUGUCAAAAAAAAAAGGUCAUGUUAGUUAUGAUUAAUAGUGAUUAUUCUUCACCUCCAAAAGUAUCUCAAAUUCCAGUGACUAUUAAUGGCAACAUAACAAUAGAUGCUUUACCAGACAAUGGUUCUUGUGUAACACUUUUGAGGAAAUGUUUUAUUCCUGAAAAUACUAUUAUAUAUCCUUGGCAAAAUGGAACCUAUGCGACACCAGAUGGCGAUUGUACACCAUGUGGAUGGAUAACAUUAAGAAUCGAAGUAGGUAAGAUAGAUUAUACUAUGCCUAAAGUUGGAGUGUGUGAGUCGUUACCAAUAGCAAUAAUACUUGGGCGCGAUUGGCAGUCAGCAGUACAUGCGACUAUGAUAAUUGAACCGAACGGAGCAAUUUGUAUUACUACUCCUACUUCUACACAAGAAUUUGGCUGUGUUAAAGCAAAUGAUUCUUUUGUUGGUUGUAUAGUGGAAUCACGUUUUUCUUCUAAACCACUUAUUUCAAAUUACAAAGAAGUUAAAAUUGAAAAAUUGGAACAACAAGACUCAGAUAAAAAUGCUGAUACAUUUUUAACCGAAGAGCAAAAUGAAAAACUGCAAAAUAUUUUGGGCAGUUUUGAAGACAUUUUUUCUACUCCAAAGUCGGAAAUUGGUGAAUUUCCUAACUUAGAAAUGGAAAUUAAAUUAUCAGAUCAUAAACCUUUAAAAUGCAAGCCUUACAGAAUCACUGAACUUGACAGAAUAUUCAUGAGUGAACAGGUAGACAAAUGGGUUGCAAAUAAAGUAUGUCGCUAUUCUAACUCUCCUUAUGAAGCACCCGCAUUCGUUAUAGAACAACCUUUUAAUGCAUCAACUCCUAAACGUGUAGUUAUUGAUUAUUCUCGUACUAUUAAUCCAGUAACUAUAAAAGAUCCGUUUCCUAUUGAUCAAAUGGAUGAAAUGAUAAAGAAAUUAGCUGGUAAAAAGUAUAAAACUGUAGUUGAUAUUAAACAAGCGUUUAACAACAUUAAAAUAAAAGAAGAAGAUGUAUUCAAAACAGCAGCAGUGACACCGGAUCAUCAUAUUGAAUUUACUCGAGUAAUAUUUGGCCUUUCCAAUACACCUGCUAUACUUGCUCGAGCAAUAUCAGAAGCAUAUGGUCAUUUACAACAAAUUGGUUUGGUAAAAUAUUAUGAUGACAUUGGUGGUGGACAUGAUGUAUUUGAAGAGCAUUUG
This is a messenger RNA of Sipha flava (yellow sugarcane aphid), 1572 nucleotides long. RefSeq lists its product as uncharacterized. The annotation marks the transcript as partial. NCBI's taxonomy places the organism in Eukaryota, Metazoa, Arthropoda, Insecta, Hemiptera, Aphididae. The transcript is spliced from 2 exons. The record is from RefSeq and is a predicted model, not a curated record.